Penicillium vulpinum is the source of this 534-nucleotide messenger RNA. Its product is annotated as gamma-glutamylcyclotransferase family protein. The coding region runs from base 1 to 534 and encodes 177 amino acids. The record is from RefSeq and is a predicted model, not a curated record. The transcript has a single exon. Lineage: Eukaryota; Fungi; Ascomycota; Eurotiomycetes; Eurotiales; Aspergillaceae.
AUGAGUGAGAACCAAAGACCGCUUCCCUGGCCGUCCCCUAUGGCUUGCAAGUUCCUUCUUCACGACGCCUCGGGAGGUGCAAAAUUACAUCCAACAACUUCUUCCGAACCUGCCGACCCAAGCUGGCCACCCGCCCCUUUUAGGGAGGUUUACUUCUUCUUCUAUGGAACACUGAUGGAUCCACCCACUCUUGCUAGAGUCCUACAACUGUCCGAGCCUCCACAUAUGCGGCCGGCUAGGGUUAUAGGCUACCAAAUCAAGCUUUGGGGGCAAUACCCUGCCCUUGUCGAUGACGCCUUUCAUCCAGUUGAUGGCUUGGCUUGCAAAAUCCUUUCGCGGGAAAGUUGGGAUCGGCUUGUUGCCUAUGGGUCGGAUAAAUAUAAGCUGGGGCCUAUCUACAUUGAUUUUCUGGAUACCGGGGAAGAGGAAGUUGAAGGUGUUGCUUUUGAGUGGAAUGCAAACCCCAAAGAGUUGCAGGAUGGCAGCUUCAGCCUCGAAAACUGGUUACAGGAGCAGAAUGUGAACAGAUCAUAG